Messenger RNA from Spodoptera littoralis (African cotton leafworm), 753 nucleotides. The record is from the annotation of a GenBank genome assembly. NCBI's taxonomy places the organism in Eukaryota, Metazoa, Arthropoda, Insecta, Lepidoptera, Noctuidae.
AUGCACUUCAAAAUCGUGGUGAUUAGCGGUUUGCUGGCUUUAUGCCAAGCCGGUUUGAUUGAAGAAGGACAUGGGCAGGCGGUUUCUAGUCAAAGUAUAGUUCGCCAUGAUGAGCCUAGUCAACAACAGCAGCAACAGCUUUAUACUCCUGUUGUGGCGCAGCACUCUGCCCCAGUUCUGCGUCGUGCAGUUCCUGUGCUCGAGCAGACAUCAUACCUUCAACAUGGCGCCCCUAUUGUCCACGCUACUCCUUUAGUUCAACACGUGGCUCCUGCAGCUAUUCAUCACGCUCCCGUAGUGCAGCACAUCUCGCCCGUCGCCAUUGGUCACGGCGAACAAAUCGAACAUCAUGCUCCUGCUAAGUACGAAUUCUCGUACUCUGUGGAGGACCCUCAUACCGGUGACCACAAGUCCCAGCAUGAGUCUCGUGAUGGUGACGUAGUUAAGGGAGAAUACUCCCUCCUGCAGCCUGACGGUUCUAUCCGUAAGGUCGAAUAUACCGCUGACGAUCACAACGGGUUCAAUGCUAUCGUGCACAACUCGGAACCAUCUGUGCAUGCAGCGCCACCGAGCCCCGCUUCAGUGGUUCACGCUGCUCCUGUGGUUCACACAGCACCUUUGGUUCACGCCGCCCCCGUAGUUCACGCAGCGCCUGUCGUUCACGCUGCCCCCGUCGUUCACGCGGCACCUCUUGUUCACGCCGCUCCUCUCGUUCAUGCGGCCCCCGCUCACUACGUCACCGCCCACCACUAA